Messenger RNA from Ciona intestinalis (vase tunicate), 3049 nucleotides. NCBI's taxonomy places the organism in Eukaryota, Metazoa, Chordata, Ascidiacea, Phlebobranchia, Cionidae. The record is from RefSeq and is a predicted model, not a curated record.
AUUCGUGCUUACUCAUUAGAGCUUUUCUCCCUUGUCAUCAAAUUCUGCAGAACUAAUUUUUAUUGGCUUCGGUGGUUAUGCUCUAGUAAUUACACAAAAUAACGGCGAACGCAUUAUGAAUUCUGAAAAUAUCUUUCACAUUGAUGAAAACUUGGAAACAGUUUCGCAAUUAAACAUUGGUGCUAAUGUCAAGUCAUUGAGUUUACAUUCUAACAGAAUAAAACACCUGGAUGGCCUUCAAAAUGCUCUACAGCUCAAGAGUUUGGAUGUUUCUUCAAACCAGUUGGUGUGUAUGACUGGAUUGGCUCAUUUAUUCAAUCUCCGUUCAUUAAACCUUUCUUGCAAUUCCAUAUCAUCUGUUUAUGUUGAUGGGUUAACAAACUUAGUUGAAUUAAAUUUGUCAUAUAACAAAAUUGUGAUUCUAGAUUGUUUUGAUCAAUUUAAAGUACCUGAAUCAACUUUACAAGUACUGCUACUGCAUGGCAACAAUAUAUCAAAUCUUGAAACAGUUGUUCAAAAUUUGAAAGGAAUUUUAAGUUUGAAGCAUCUUGUGUUUAAGCUUGAUGGAGAUGAUGCAGGGAAUCCUGUGUGUCGGGAACCAGGUUACAGAGCGAGAAUGUUGAAUGAGUUACCUCAGCUUACUUCAUUAGAUCACAUUGAUAGAAAUGGUUGUAGUUCCAUGUAUGAUGUUCCUGUGUUUGUGUUCAAUUCUGAUGCGGAAUAUUUGCUUCAAUCAAGUGAAACUUCCCAAACAGAAAUUCCUGAUACCAUAAAUGUGGUUGAGAAACCGAGUAACAUCGAACCAUCAACCACAAUGUUGAACCAAUCAUCUGUGUUGACACCACAAUGUGAUGAACUUCCAACACCUCGUAUUAACCAAAUAUUACAAAAACGAAAAACUUCUAAAAUAUCUGAACUGCCUUCUCCUAUACAGUCAAAUACCAGUGAUGAUACUCAAGUGAAUGACAAGGAACAAAGAGAAGAUUCAGAAGUUUCCAACAAAGAAAAUGUUUCAAAAAUACCCUCAAAGAUUCCACAGAUCCAAGAUAAAGUAAAAUCACCUGCUACAAAAAGGCCAAGCAAGCAUCCUGUAAGGAAAAGAUUUACUCAUGUUCAACACAAACCAGCUGUUCCACAAAGAACAAAUGAAAAACAAACAUUCAUGCAUUUAAUAAAAGAAUUAGAAAAUGAGCGUGAACAGCGAUGGAAGGCUGAACAAGCAAGUGGGAAACUUGCUUCUGCUGUUCGUGAAAUGAACUCUGCUCAAGUUGAAGCUAAAUCGCUCCAAAACCUGGCAGCACAAACCACUGAAAGAUUGAAGCAAAUGCUACUUAAUCAAAAAGAAACAAAUCAACAAUUAAAAGACAACAAUGAAGAAUUAAAGGAAGAAUCUGAAGCGUUGAAUGUGAAGUUAGAAGCAGCUCAUGCAACUGUUGAAGAACAAAAGAAUGUAAUUCGGGUGCAUCAAAAGUCACUUUCGAAAUUAAAAGGUGACCUGGCUACUGUCACCAAAACCCAGGUGAAAAAGCUUCAAGUAAUGCAAAUGAAGUUGAAUGAAAUAACAAAAGAAUCAGAAGCAAAACAUGUUACUAAUAAACAACUUGAACAAAGUAUAAAGGAAUUACAAACAAUGAUGGUUGCUAAAGAUGAAAGUAUGAGGCAAGCCAUGAGUAACAAGAUAUCAAUUGAUAGCGCUGAGUUUCAACAUAUUGUUGCACAACGUGUUGCUCAAGAUGAGGAAAAACAUCAAAUCAACAUGCAGCAUAUGGAUGAUAAGAUAAAAACUUUACAACAAGAAUAUUUUCAACUUGAAAAUGAGUUUAGAGAAGCUUUACAUAUUGAAGCUGACAGAUAUAAUGAGGUAAACAACAAAUACGAAGUUGCCAAGUUAAAUGCUGAUAAAUAUCAACAAGUUUACCAAGCCAGCUGUGAAAAUGAAGAGAAAUCGAAACGUUUAAUUUCACAAAUGACGACAAUUAUUAAACAACAGAAAGUUAAAAUUGAAGAAAUGCUAAAAUCGAAAAGUGAAAUCAACAUCCAAUAUCAGUCCCAGUUUAAAUCUCUUGAGGCCUCAUUAGAAGCUGAAAGGCAACAAGUUUCACAACUUAAACAAGCAAACCAGGAUAGAUCUCGACUGCUGAGUCAAAACGUUGCGUUGCAAUCAUUAAUUGAUGGUUUACGUGAAGAGAGGAAGGUGUGGGGUGAGGAACUUGCUCAUCAAGGUUCAUCACUCGCACAAGAUCGCGGAAGAUUUGAGAUGAAAAUCGAAAGUUUGAACGCAGAAAUUUCAUCACUAAGAAAGAACAAUGAAAGAGAUCUUGAUUUGCUUCGAAUAAAAACAAAAGUUGUUGAUGAUCAAACAGAUACUAUUGUUAAAAUGAAAGAGGCACUUGUACAAAAAGAUAAUGAAGUUCGGGCAAAACUUGAUGAAAAUUUGCGACAUUUACAUGAAUUGGAACAACAAGUUGAUGACUUAACACAGGACAACGUUGCAUUAAAAGAACAAAAUGAUCAUUUAGUUAAUCGAAAAUUACAAUUGAAAGCGGAAAUUAAUGAACAAACACAAGAACUGACAACAUUAAAAGAUGAACAUAGACGUUUAAAGUCAAAAUGGUCGGACAAAGGCGAACUGCUUACUAAACUUGAAAUUCAAGUUAAGAAUAUAAACGUGGCUGCCAGGGAAAGAGAAAUGAAAUUAACCCAAGAAAAUCAGGAUGCAUUGGAAGCUAAGAGGCUACUAGAAGAUAGAAUAGCAAGAAUGGAUUCAACAUUCCAAGAACAACUAGAUACCAUACGUGUUUCACAUGAACAACAAAUCCACACUAUUCAACAACAACAUCAACUAGAAUUAGAUCGAUGCAACAAAAAGGUUCAUUCAGCUGAGGAGGAAAUGAGGGAAAUAUUACGCGAUGCUGAAAAUCAAAAGAAAAACAUGCAGAUGAAACUGUCUCAUAUAAAAAAUGAUUUUCACGAGUUAUUCGCGUAAACCCUUUUAGUUGCAUUUAUGUUAUUAUAUAUUAAACAAUACAACAACCAAAUUAUGUCUCAA